AAGCCGGUGGAUUGAGGGAGAUAAGGGGGAUUCACUAAAAGUGUCUGGGUGAGAUAGUGAAAGCAUCAUCACACUGGGGCUCGGUGUAGCUGGAAAGGCGACUUCUGGUGGACAGCCUACCCCUACAUGUAGGCGCAGAGGUCGCGGAGAAGAAACCCACCGCUUCACGUCCUGCUAACAGCCUGAAUGUAGCUCAACUCGACUCAACCAAAGCUGCAUUUAUUGCAAAUGAUCAAGCGAAAGGAAAUUAUGAGUGAAAACAUCUGGGUGCGGCACACUUUAAAGGAAAAGGCUUCGCUCUGUCGGAGGUCGUACGCAAUUUUGCCUUUUGUAUUUCCUUGCUGAAUGUCGUGUGGACAUUUUGGAUUUUUUUUUUUUAAUACUCCGUGUCAUUAAAUCUUACCAAGUAAGGACCAUUUUGCUCUUGUAUUCGUCUUCGGUUGGUUUCUUUGAGUAACACAUGGAAGGUAGAUACUUCCAAGUCUGAAAACAAGCGGGGACGACAACGUUAAACAACUUGAGGACGGCUCGCCGAGGAGACUGUGUACUGGGCCAGUUUCGAGUUGCUCUUUAAGUGGGCAACAUUAGCUAGCUGCUAACACUAGCAAAAAAAAAAAAAAUCCUACUGAACUACCGUCAGGAAGCUAAUGCCCACUUCUUGAAAUAUUUUUUUGAUAGUAGCACCUCGCCCGUAACCUGGACAUCAACAUCACAUGAGACACUGACUCUACAUUAACUUAGAUAAGCAAAUUGUUGCUGUUGGAUCUGUCAUCUGCCAUCCACUGGGAUCCAGGCGCUUGAGUCCUAAAUGACAAGGGACUGAGGAUGUCCAAGCGGAGCUUGUUUGUUCGUCUGGUGCCAUGCCGCUGCUUGCGGGGUGAGGAGGAGACGGUAACAUCGCUGGACUACUCCCACUGCAGCCUGGAGACUGUUCCUAAGGAGAUCUUUAGCUUUGAGAAGACCCUGCAGGAACUCUACCUCGAUGCCAACCAGAUCGAGGAACUGCCUAAACAACUGUUUAACUGCCAGUUACUACACCGACUGAGCAUGCCAGAUAAUGACCUGACGGUGUUGCCGGCAGCCAUCGCAAACCUCAUCAAUCUCAGGGAGCUGGAUGUCAGCAAAAACAGUAUCCAGGAGUUUCCAGAAAACAUCAAGAACUGCAAAGUCCUAGCUAUUGUAGAAGCCAGCGUGAAUCCCAUUUCCAAGCUCCCUGAAGGCUUCACCCAGCUCCUGAGUCUGACGCAGCUCUACCUGAAUGAUGCCUUUCUGGAGUUCUUACCCGCCAGCUUUGGCAGGUUGACUAAAUUACAGAUCUUGGAGCUGAGGGAGAACCAGUUAAAGAUGCUGCCAAAGAGCAUUCAGAAACUCACGCAGCUGGAGAGGUUGGACCUGGGGAGUAAUGAGUUCACUGAAAUGCCUGAGGUGCUGGAGCAGCUGACUGGAAUCAAGGAGCUGUGGAUGGACGGGAACAGACUGACGUUUUUACCUGGGAUGCUUGGGAUGCUAAAACAGCUGGUUUACCUGGACGUGUCCAAGAACAACCUGGAAAUGGUGGACGAGCAGAUCUGCGGCUGUGAGAGUCUGCAGGACCUCCUGCUCUCCAACAAUGCCCUCACACAGCUGCCCGGCUCCAUCGGCUCACUGAAGAAGCUGACCGCGCUGAAGGUGGAUGAGAACCAGCUGAUGUACUUGCCAGACUCUGUUGGAGGGCUGACAUCUCUGGAGGAGCUGGACUGCAGUUUCAAUGAGAUUGAAGCCUUGCCUUCCUCCGUUGGCCAGUGUGUCUGCAUGCGCACCUUUGCUGCAGAUCACAACUUCCUCACCCAGCUUCCCCCUGAGAUGGGCAACUGGAAGAAUGCAACUGUGCUGUUUCUACAUUCCAACAAGCUGGAGUCUUUGCCUGAGGAGAUGGGUGACAUGCAGAAGCUCAAGGUCAUCAAUCUUAGCAACAACAAGUUGAAGAAUCUUCCUUACAGUUUCACUAAACUGAACCAGAUGACUGCAAUGUGGCUGUCUGAAAAUCAGUCAAAGCCGCUGAUCCCUCUCCAGAAAGAGGAGGAUCCAGAGACACACAAAACCGUGCUGACUAACUACAUGUUCCCGCAGCAAACCAGGACUGAGGACUACAUUCCCAACUCUGACUCUGAGAGCUUCAAUCCGACUCUCUGGGAGGAACAACGCAAGCACCGAGCUCAGGUGGCCUUUGAGUGCGACGAGGACAAGGAUGAGAGAGAAACACCCCCAAGGGAGGGAAACCUGAAGCGCUACCCCACACCGUACCCAGACGAGCUGAAGAACAUGGUGAAGACCGCCCAGUCUGUGGCUCACAGGCUGAAGGAGGAUGAGUCAAGUGACGAGUCGGGGAAAGAUCCAAAACCGAUCGAGAGGAACCAUAUUGGAGUGCAGGACGUGGGUGUUAAGGUGAUAGAGGCGCCUUGCCCCAACGGUAUGCCGUCAGACAAGGAGCGCCAAGUAUCCGCCCACAAUCCCUCUGCACUGGAAUCAAAAGACACCUCAGACACGUCUUACAGCUCCCAAAGAGUCCCACUCAAAUCCUCAGAGGGCUCCAUGAUGAACCAUGAGGACACACUGGAGGAUUCUGAGGAGCUGUCGGAUGAAGAGGAGGAGAUGAAAAUUGCAGAAAUGAGACCGCCUCUUAUUGAGAUCUCCAUCAACCAGCCUAAAGUAGUGACUUUAAGUAAGGACAAAAAAGAUGAUGGGAAAGACGCAGACUCUCUGCUGGAUGACACAGUGGCCAACAGCAACCAGAACAACAGUAACUGUUCAUCACCGUCCCGCAUGUCCGACUCAGUGUCUCUGACCACUGACAGCAGUCAGGACAACUCUCUGUGCACCCCCGAGAGAGAGGCAAAAAUGCCCUUCCUCCCAAAAAGCCGGCAAGAAGAUGAGAAUAUGAACCAGCCUAAAGACACCACCCCUCUCCUCCAUAAUGGUAAUGGCUCUGAAACGUCUCUUCAAGCCCUUUUGAAAACCCAGCAGACCCCGCCAGAAAAACUGGGCGACUACGACCUGUCCAUGGAAGCCAGAUUGGCCUUCAUUGAGAAGGGAUUUAACAACGGCAUGGAAAACACCUACACCAAGUGGGACCAGAUCAAUAUGAACGUGUCCAAGCUGCCGACCGACAACAUGGUUCAGCUGGAUGAGCUGGGAAAAACCAAGAAUGGUUCAGUGGCCCGGGAUGACUUAGACAGCAAGCAGGGUUUUAGCAAUGACAACCUGGAGCAUUUACAGAAUGGAAACCAGCAGGUCAGUGACUGCAUCAAUAGUCUGGGGAACAAAAGUCAAGCCAUGAGAGUGGAGACAUCUGCUGUGCAUGUGGCCUCGACAGGCGUGACAGCCAGCAGUGACAUGUCUCUGUCUCGCAGCACAGAGGAACUGUCUCCAGACAAAAGGUGCCAUCCCCCACAGGUGAUGAAGUCUCACAGCGUCAGCAACAUAGAAACAGGGGGCAUGAGGCUGUACUCCUUUGAAGGGGACGAUGACUCCUAUGAUACGGCAGCAAUGACGAGGAUGGCAGGAGCCGGCCCGGGCCCAGGAGCUCAGGGCCAGAGCAUAGUCAGGAGCAAGUCAGCCAGUCAGCUACUCAACGACCAGACUCUCCAGGUCUACCCCAGCUCCUCUGCAUCUUCCUCAGACCUGCUCUCCUCCUCUAAGCCUCCUGCCAGCACCAGCAGAUAUCCAGCCUCCUCCAGCAUGGCCAUGGGCAUCCCUCCUCCUCAGUACAACAUACAGUACACAAGCAGUGCCAUGCCAAAAGAUGGCCUCUGGUCCCAGAGAACGCCCAUGCCCCCGGAGCACCAAGGCUACCUCCCUCCUCCUCCUCCUCCUCCACACUCACUAGCCAACACCAACUACUCCAAUCGUAAUCAGGCGCCGCCGUACCCUCUACAGCCGCAGCAAAGGGGGCCUUCCAUGGCUCCCAAACCCAGCGGCGACAUGUGGGCUAAGGAGAGACUUCAUUCUACUGGCAGCCAGCCGAGAAGCAGCACUCUGCAGAGGCAAAGCAGCACCACGUCCACGGCUUCCAUGGGUGACCCCAGGCGCAUGCAGGUGCCAGAGGGGGAAUACAUGACAUACAGGGACAUUCACACCCUCGCCAGGGGGCCGCUGGCGAUGAGCCAGGCCAUGCAGAGACCCCUGUCAGCUCGCACGUACAGCAUCGAUGUACCCGGAGCUUCCAGGCCUCUCGGCGCCAGGCCGCAACCCCACGAGCUUCCAGAGAGGACCAUGUCUGUCUGCGAUUUCAAUUACCAGCACGGCAGCCCCAGCAAGAGGCCCAACACCAGGGUGAAGUCCGAGCACUCGCUCCUGGACGGCCCUGGACAGGUGGGAGGAGGAAGGGUGCCAGCAGACUGGAGAGACCAGGUGAUGCGGCACAUCGAGGCCAAGAAAAUGGAGAAGAACGCACUGUCUCGCUCCUAUAAUUCCAAUACCGCUCCGCUGAGCUGGUCUCACUACGGCAGCUGUAGGGAUAUGCAUGCCAGCCGAGGGUCUCUGGUCUUUAAUGCCAGAGAGGGACAGCCCUACGGAGCUCUGGGCUUCUGUGAUGAUGUGUACAGUCCCCAAGGGCAGCAGAGCUACACCCUGGACCCCCACAGAAAAGUGCCUUUGAUGAACGGUCAGAUGGGCUCUUCUGGUCGUCCUCAGAUGAGCCAGGCGCCCAUGGCCCGCCACCCUUCCAGAGAGCAGCUCAUUGAUUACCUGAUGCUCAAAGUCUCCCAGCAGCCCCAAGGGCCCCCACGCAUCCCGCACGACUCGAUGCAGCAAGAGAUGCGUGUGAAAGUGGAGAAGAAUCCAGAGCUGGGUUUCAGUAUAUCAGGAGGAGUGGGAGGUCGAGGAAACCCAUUUCGUCCAGAUGACAAUGGUAUAUUUGUGACAAGGGUCCAGCCUGAGGGACCGGCAUCCAAGAUUCUUCAGCCUGGAGAUAAAAUUAUCCAGGCAAAUGGAUACAGCUUUGUGAAUAUCGAUCAUGGGAAUGCAGUGUCCCUCCUCAAGACAUUUCCAAACACUGUGGAUUUGAUUAUCGUAAGAGAAAUGCAAGCAUAGACUCAACUGAAACUGACCUCCGAAGGGGUGGGGUGGGGGUGCUAUGAGAGGAAAGAAGAAGAAGAAGAGAGACAUUUAUGUUGACUCUCAUAUUUUUAUACACAGAAGAGGCUGAUCUGUUGAUACCUGUUGGGACUAUUUAUACUAGAGAUCUUGGGAGCCUUGAUUAAACGGGGAAAACCACUGAAUGUAGUGGAUCAAAGUGAGACAGCAACGAACAUCUGCAAGUACGAGUCCUCAAAAGGCCAUCACUGUGGUAUAUACAGUAUAUUUUUAUACAAAAGAAGCUGAAGAUAUGACCUGCUCUGAUGCAAAUAAUUACUGUGGUCUCUGUACAGAUCAUCUUUUCUUUUUUUUGUUUUCUUUUUUUUUAGUCCAAAACUCAUAAAUCCUUUGUCAUAAAUUGGGAUUUAUUUCUGCGGAUAGACAUGAAUUGACCACUAGGGGGGCAGGGCUCCCUCUCUUCUGUCAUCCACUCUGCCUUUCUUUCUUUUCUUUUGUUUUUUUUUUCCUUUUUUUUAAUUUAAGAUGUUGAAACGAGCGAUCUUAUGUGGAGGACAGUGUUAUGUGCUUUUCAUGUGGAGACGAAUGUAGAUAAAGGUGGUUUUUUUGAUUUUGUUUUUUGGAGAGAUUUUUUUCUCUAUUUCUUCUUGCAAGAUCAAAGAGGUUGAGAAGAGGACAUCAUCCACCCUCUGCUUCCAUAAACCUGUGAAGACCCUCCAGCGUACAGACACCUGUCCUCAGUCCAUCCCAGAUAUCCUCACAGCAACUCACCUGCUCAGCAUAUCACCUGGCCUGACCACUACCUGUGCUGUGUGGGGGAAAAAAAAAAUCCUUCACAGUUUAAAUGAAUCACAGCUUUCAGAUGUUGAAGAAAUGCACUCUGCAUGUGAUCAUUUAGUGAGACUGGAAAAUGGAAUGGAAAUUCAGAUAUUUGGGGAACAUGAGAGUAGAGAAGUGUAUUUGCUCAGCCUUAAUCUGCUUUGCCAGUCAGAAGCUUUUGCUUAAAGGAAUAGUUCGACAUUUGGGGAAAUGCACUUAUUCACUUCAAGGCAGAUCAUUAGAAGAUUGAAACUACAGGUAGCAGCCGGUUAACUUAAAAGUUAUCAUAUAGACAGGAAACUGUGGGUGUGGGGGGGGCAGCUAGCUUUGCUCUGUCAAAAGGUAACACAGUCGGUAUGCUAGCAUCUCUAAAAUCCAGUAAUUUAAAAAAAUAAGCUAAGCCAACGAGCGAUUAUGCACAUUUCCUAAAAUGUAAAACUGUUCCUUUAAGCAGAGAAAGGUGUGAGUUGUGCUAGUUAACCAAAGCAAGUUUGGAAGUUGUGGACAGAAAGCAAAAGCAGGAGACGACUAAAGAAAGAUAUUCGAAUAAGAACAGGUCAACGUUUUCACAUGUUUUAUUUUUAAGGGCUUCAUCUCUCAGGCAGCCACUGAUGAGAUGAGUGUUUGUUUGUGUUUUAAGGGGUUUCGGCAUCUGGCAGUUUUUAAGUUUUUACAUGGGAAAAGACCACAGUUUGCCUUUUGUGUCUAUACAAAUGUUUUUUCAUGCUUUUUACUCAUCACUUUGGAGCAGCAUCUCAGUCUUUUUGUUUGUUUUCUUUGCUGUACAGAGAAUAGAGUUGGGAGAAGCAAGUUGUCAAGUGCCAUAGACCUUGAACUGUUUGAAUAGGGGAGGACCCCUGACCCCAGAACCCAAGCAAUAUUCACACAUUCACAACCUUUGAGUACAUUUGCAGCAUAAUGGCUUAGAAGCAAUAUUUAAAGCCUUUAUUUUCAUUCAGAAAAGCAACAUCAGAUAGCAUUUUUUUUAAAAAAAGAUACACAACCUUUUAGUAAUCCCUGAUGAUUUUACAUGAUUUUUAUAUUGUGAAAAGAAUCUUUUUUUUUUUUUUUUUUUUGGUAAUGAAAUGGCACAGGAAAUAUGUAUGGUAGUGCUAAAGAAAAAAAAGAUUUCUCUGCAUUGUGUAAAGGUGAAUGUUUGUGUCACUUUGCCCAAGGCUUUGUACUGUCUGUUGCUUCGAAUACCACAACUCCUGGUGUUCAUUUGUGCAAAAAUAAUCAAGUUACACUGUUGGAAAAACUAAUCCAGUCACAGCUGCAUCUCAGAACUGUGUCGGAGGGAAAAUGUGUGUUUUAAAGCCAGUGUCGUCAAAUUUUUACAGUUGCAUGGAAUCAGCCUGUUAAUAUUCAUUCACUGGUAAAUAACUCUUCAGUGAGACGUGUUUCCAAAACAAAUGGAAAUGAGAGAAUUCACACACCAAGUAAUGACCCCCAUUAAUUCCAGCAGUACAUUUGCGACCACUGAAUUGUUUGUACAAUAUAUAUAAUAGGAUUUUAAUUUUUAUCCCUUUUAAUGACAUUAGUCUUAUUGUUUAAAGUUAGCUGUUGGAAAGUGAAGCUGUACCCUCAAUUUUUAAACUGAAUCUAAAAUUGGUAAAAAUUUUAUUCAAAUGACAAUGUAAUGAGCAUUUUUCCCAAAUGUUUUCACACACAUGUUAUAUUUGACACGGAUGAACUGUUGUUUAUAUUACUUGUUUUAAUUCUGUUGGUGAUAUCUGUUGACUUUCCAAGAGUAGGGGGAAAAAAUUUCUGGGGUAAUGGUCACUUUAUAUUCAUGGCAAAAAACGUGCAGUCUGACAUUGUAGACAAUCUAGGGAGAUAAAACAUGUUGUCACAUUUUCUUCAUCCAUGUUGGUCUGUUUCUUACGCUCCCGUAUUCUUAUUUAUUUAGCAGUCUUCUGUGGACUUUAGACCUUACUAAUCAAAUUGUAAAUACUCUAAAAAAAAAAAAUAAAAAUUGAGAAAAGAGUUAACAAUGGCAUUAGUGACUUGCGAUUGUAAAACCAGCAAUAAAUUGCAAUGCAGAGGCACCUGUUUUAAUGUAUAGCUAGUAUUUCUAAGGUUUCUCUGGAAACAGCCACAGUGAGAUGAUUGAUAUGCAUUUAUCCAACAUUCCAGAUUUUGUACAUAAUUACCUGUUUCUGAAGUAACCUGUGGAAAAUAAACUAAUGCUCUUUAACAACG
This is a messenger RNA of Seriola aureovittata, 8094 nucleotides long. It is a transcript of the gene erbin, whose product is annotated as erbb2 interacting protein. Gene Ontology annotation, biological process: neurotransmitter receptor transport postsynaptic membrane to endosome; neurotransmitter receptor transport, endosome to postsynaptic membrane. The record is from RefSeq and is a predicted model, not a curated record. The coding region runs from base 826 to 5070 and encodes 1414 amino acids. Gene Ontology annotation, cellular component: postsynaptic membrane; postsynaptic density; adherens junction. The transcript is spliced from 27 exons. Lineage: Eukaryota; Metazoa; Chordata; Actinopteri; Carangiformes; Carangidae. Gene Ontology annotation, molecular function: protein binding.